CAAGCAGUGAUCUCAACUUGUUGGAAUCUAUGUCCUUCGGAACCGUGUCGUUUGAGGAGCUCCUGGGCCACUUCAAUGAAGUCUACAAGAAGAACCAAAAUGACCUCAUGUCUCUCCAGGAUCAUAUCCGCUAUUCCGCUCUUUGGGUUACAUCUCCUCCAGGUCUAGCAAUGGAAUCAUCCAACAAGGCACUAAGGGCUCUUGUUGAUCCUCCUACUACCAAGGGUUGCAUUCAGUGUCACACCUACAACUGUAUUUUAUACGGUUGUCUUCUAUUGAACUGCACUGAACUGAAGUGUUGUUCUUCUCUGAUCUCUUUCUAUUGCAUUGUGGAGGAUUAUGUUGCUACAAGAUGGUAUAGGGCUCAUGAGUUAUGUGGAUCUUUCUUUUCCAAGUGUAAAACAACCUUGGUUUUGGAACUUUUUGGAGAAGAUUGCCUCAAACCAACCUCAACAGGGACUGCAAAACAAGAAACAUGGUUUGAGAAAACAGAUAUUGUGUACCAAGCCAUGUUCAUGCAAAAUACAUACAUGUGAAUAUGUAGAAGGGUUGAUUGUGUACUAGACUACUAGUGUAAGUACCAGAUGAAUGAAGUGAUUAUCAAUUUUCAUCAAGAGUGCAUGAAAUUGUCAUAUUGAAUGAACUACUAUGUUUUAUAUUUUUCAUGUAAAAAUACUUUUCAAUUAUGUAUGCGGUUCAAUUAAUAUCUACACGGUUGUACAUGAAUAUUGUUUAAUAUUAUU
This is a messenger RNA of Ipomoea nil (Japanese morning glory), 743 nucleotides long. RefSeq lists its product as uncharacterized. NCBI's taxonomy places the organism in Eukaryota, Viridiplantae, Streptophyta, Magnoliopsida, Solanales, Convolvulaceae. The coding region runs from base 30 to 536 and encodes 168 amino acids. The transcript is spliced from 7 exons. The record is from RefSeq and is a predicted model, not a curated record.